CACUCAAUUCCAAUUGCAAUUCUCUCUCUCUCUCUCUCUCUAAGAAUUUUCCCCUCUCUCUCUCUAUCUCUCCAAUUAUCUCGUAAGCAAAUUUUCGCAACCCUAGUUAGAUUUAUAGGGGGCCUAAAGACUGCGGAGGAAGAAGAAGGGAGUUCAUUUUGGUGUGAAGCGAAGAUGAAGAGAGUGUUCGGAGCGAAGAAAGACAAGGAGCCACCUCCCUCCAUUGAAGAUGCCUCCAGUCGGAUCACUAAACGAGGCGACAAUGUCGAGGAGAAGAUAAAGAAACUUGAUGCUGAACUAGCGAGAUAUAAAGAGCAGAUCAAAAAGACCCGGCCAGGUCCUGCACAAGAAGCCGUCAAAGCAAGAGCCAUGAGAGUUCUUAAGCAAAAAAGGAUGUAUGAAGGCCAACGGGAUAUGCUGUACAACCAGACAUUUAACCUAGAUCAAGUGGCAUUUGCUGCUGAGGGAAUAAAAGACGCCCAACAAACAAUGUCAGCCUUGAAGUCUGCAAACAAUGAACUUAAAGGAAUGAUGAAGACUGUGAAAAUUCAAGACAUAGAUAAUUUACAAGAUGAGAUGCUGGACCUCAUGGAUGUGAGCAAUGAAAUCCAAGAGUCCCUUGGUAGAAGUUAUAAUGUACCUGAUGACAUUGAUGAGGAUGAACUCUUGGGUGAGCUUGAUGCGCUGGAAGCAGACAUGGGGUUUGAGACGGAAGGUGAUGGAGUACCUGCUUAUCUUCAACCUGAUAAGGAACCUGACGUGGAAGCAGAACUCAACUUGCCAUCAGCACCCGCUGGCAGAGCGAAUGUACAGGGUGAGGAUGAACUAGGGUUACCGGCUGUCCCUCGAGCUUCACUCCGAGGUUAGACUGGAAGUUCUUGGUGGCCUACUUAGUGGUGUGUGGAGCUGGUGGUGGAUGUGUAAAGAAGUUAGGUCCCUUGUUGAUUUCACUGUUUAAUUUGUUAAGCUUCUCUGCUGGGACUACGAAGAGCACAUUCUGCUAUUUGUAAAAUGUUGAAUUAGGCCUGUGAAUGGGUGGAUUUUGGGAGUGUUUGUAAAAAAUUUUACUUUUAAAGAA
Molecule: messenger RNA, 1078 nt
Organism: Sesamum indicum (sesame)
Lineage: Eukaryota; Viridiplantae; Streptophyta; Magnoliopsida; Lamiales; Pedaliaceae
Product: vacuolar protein sorting-associated protein 60.2
Biological process (GO): late endosome to vacuole transport via multivesicular body sorting pathway; vesicle budding from membrane
Cellular component (GO): multivesicular body
Source: RefSeq, a predicted model, not a curated record